GCCACAUCCGGGUAUGUAUAUGUUGUCAGCACAAACUGACGGCGAAGCAUCAGUGAACGAAUGCAGUUUUUGUAGUUUUUGCUGCCACCAUGGACCAGAUUUUAAGGGGAAUUGUGGCUUCAAAUCACCCUGAAAAUGUCAAGAAGUCUUUAGUUCAACAACUCGUCCCAAAAACUAGCAAUAACGUACCGGAGGAUCAAAACAGGUCCAUCUUUGAAAUUGGAACUCAAUGGAUGACAGAAGAAAACUCACAGUUUCUGAAUGAAACUGGAAGACUGUUGCUUACCACGUGGGCAAAGCGGCAAAAGGACGUUUUUCAAAAGUAUUUCACUGAGGGAUUUCUUCUGUCUUUUCUCGCUGAACGCGAAAAAUUGUCUGUGAGUUUUAUCGACUAUUUGCGGACGUCACUUGAUCUGGCACAACACACUCCACAAAUAUUUUCUUUGUACACGGUUGUGCGCCACAGAGCUCAUAUCUGGGUGGAAAAAAAUUUAAACACAGACUUCUGCGCGGCUGUGGCACGUCUUUUAAUUGAGUAUAGCCACUGUUGGCCAGUUGGUGAGAAUUUACUUCAUUUUAACCUGUCACUGAUCAAUGCGUUGAGCGAAACUGAACUCCCUAAAACAUCGAAAGAGGAAAUGAAGUCAUGCAUUCAAAAUGGUGCUGUUAUUGGGGCUCUGCUUAAUAAGAUGUGGAUGAAAAAUCAAGCCCUUGUCUUUCCAGUUUUGACUGAAAUUUUUAAGAUUGUUUCCAGGGUGGGUCGCAAUCCCUCGGUGGCCCUUGCAUGUGUUGUACAGCAUUUUUCGACUGAUACCAUUGAGUCAGCUACAAGCCUUGUGGCUGCUAAUCCAUCUGUUUCUGAUGAAAGCCUGGCUCUUUCCCUGAGUCGUAUGAUCAACUGGCUUUCAUGGCCAGGUGCAAAAAAAGUAGACAAAUGGAUUACUGGGUUUCUGAAGGCCUUGGCAAGUGCUAAAAAGCAUUCAAUUCUUAUCUCUGUUACAUUGAAAGAAGUUGCUCAGGUUUUCAGCCGCUUGUUAUUUCCAGUCGUCCGUGAGAGUACUAUGGUUGUCCUGUCUCAUAUGCUAUUGAGCUUUCGACACUCUCCUCAAGCAUUUCAUGAGAUUGUUGAACAUGUGCCCGGCCUUGUACAGAAUCUAAAGAAGGAAAACAGUACAUCCUCACAGUCUACACUGCAGACCCUUGCAGAACUUAUGCAUUGCCUCAUGUAUCAGCACACAGGCUUCCCUGAACUAUAUGGACCAGUUCUUGAUAGUUUGCAGGAUUUACCUAAACCUUCAGAAGUCAUGAUAAAGAAGUGGCUGGCUCAAAGUGCAUGGUCUGCACAGGCUCUUAACAUUCCACUCAUUGGUUUUACACCAAAAUCUGAAACUGGAAAAACUGGUUUAGUUAACUUGGGCAACACAUGUUAUAUGAACAGUGUGUUGCAGGCUCUCUAUAUGCUUGAUGAAUUGCGUUAUAUUAUUUUUGGGCAUCAGACAAACCCUCAUCAACCAUUGCUGUAUCACUUGCAGGAAGUGUUUGCCUUCCUUUCUCUAACACAGAGAUCUGCCUUUGCGCCUUCAAAGUUCCUUCAGGUUGCUAGGCCUCCAUGGUUUGCCCCUGGUACUCAACAAGACUGCUCAGAAUUCCUAAAGUUCCUUCUUGACAGAAUCAGCGAGGAAGACAAAUCCCUUAGCAAUAGCAACAAUGACGAAAUGCCUAAAACCUCGCUCAUAGAUGACACCUUUGCUGGAAAGCUGUUGGUGUGCCUGUGCUGUCGCAGGUGUAAUAACACCUCCUGUAGAGAGGAAGAGUUCACAGACCUUCCACUGGCAUUCCCACAGGCCAGUGAAUUAGAAGGUCGGGUGGUGCCUGAACAGGAUGAGAAUUUGUCGUCUGUUAAGCAACCAGUUGAGCAGGAUGAAAUGAAUGUGAAUUCCACUCCAAGCUCUGAUCGGAGUCUCAAAGGGGGAGAUGUCACUCAUAGCAUAAAUGCAACUGGUUUAACAUCAAAGCCUGCUGAAGAUGGCGAUGCUGUUGCUGCAGCUUCAUCGCAUAGUGCUGCCUCUGCAGACAGUUCAAUGUCUUUUACUACUGGGCCAAGUCUGCCGACAAAGUUACGCGAGUCGGGCCUGAGGGCCGACGCCCCACACAUAUCCCUCACAAAGUUACUGGAAUAUUUUUUUGAGCCUGAAGUACUUGAAGGUUCUAAUCAAUACCAUUGUAAUCAGUGCAAUAGUUUACAGGACGCGGAGCGGAGUGUCACCAUUUCCAAGGCAUCAAACUUUCUUGUGUUGACACUCAAGAGGUUUGCUUACAAUGUACGGACACAACAAAGGUCUAAGAUACUACAGAGUGUAUCUUACCCUCUUGUUCUGAAGUUGCCUCGUUUGCAUAUGAAAGAAAACGACAGGGGAAGGGAGGUACAGGAUUGUGUUCCCGAUGGAAGUGAUGACAAAAGUAAUGACAUCAUCACCCAGUCGUGUUUUAAAUCUAAAAGAACGAAACAAGAACAUGAAAGCAUUGUAGACAGUACAAGCAGAGACACUGCCUUAACUUAUGAUGGAAAAUCUGCCGCAGACAUUGUCUAUUCGCUGUGCUCAGUUAUUGUCCACUCUGGAACUUCAUCUGAAAGUGGACACUAUUACUGUUACGCGCGCUCUUCUGCGCAUCUGAUUGGAGGAGGAGGAGAAAGUGACGUCGGUUCGAGUUCUAGAACGAGUGAUCAAGACACAUGGUUUCUUUUCAAUGACAGUCGUGUAUCUUAUUCUGCAUUCAGCACCUUUGCGGACGUGUCAAGGCGCUUUCCCAAGGAUACUCCGUACGUGUUGAUAUACAAGCGGGUCAGCUCUUGUGCCACAGUCAUCCCAGUUGAGAGCAGCGGUGAUAUAAGUAUACCACAAGAUAAGCAGGUUGGGGGAGAGAUCAGACCGGAACUGGCAGACAUUGUUAAUCGAGAUAACCUGUUAUACUUGCAGGAGCGCGAGCGUCAGACGGUGAAUACUGCCAAACGGAAAGUACGCUCAAACAUCUACCAACCACCUGACGACGACGAUGAUAACAACAUGGGACCCCCGGGGGGCUGCGGCAGCGGACCGGGAUUUACUACUCCUUUUAACCGGUUUGUCUUCUAGUCAGUCUAGUAAAACCGGUUUAUACCUUUAGGAAAAUGUCUGACUUGCUUGUUAGUAAAAAAAUAAAGUACAUUUAGUGGAACCGCUGGCUGUAAACUCGGCGGGUUUCUCCUGCUUAUUUUAGUCAACUAGUUUUCAAUUGCCGAAUUGCGAGAAUCUGCUGUAAAUGAGCUUCGCUUAAAAUUGGUUUUAGUUUUUCACCUUUGUCGCAUUAACCAAGCAAAGAAGUAGCCAAAGGCGACUUAAUUCAACAUUGAUAAUACAUCACGCGAUUAGUUUGCCCUUCGCUGAGCUUUAAUUGAUUUUUUUCUGUGUCAGCUUUGUUCUGCGGCCUUAUUAGUGUCCACUUAAUGAAGCCACACUGGCAAGAAAACGUGUAGAUGCUAAAAAAGAAAGUGCACAAUGCAGUUGAAAAGUCUUUGUUGAGUCCAAGAGUGCGGCGUGUUUUGCAGUGAAGGAGCUUAUUGCCAGAGAAACGAUUGCUUUUUGGUCAAGCAAUUAGAAAAUCAACGUGUAGACACAAGAAGCAGAGUCCAAAAUGCAAUUAAAACCUUUGUUGAGUUUAUUUGUGUGGCGUGUUUGGCGGUUGAAGACAUUUGUAUUUAAAGAAACUAUACUGAAAACUUCGGAUCGGUUUAUGUAAAAUAUAUAAUGGUAAUCGAAGAGUAGGUUACUCGCAUAGUCCUCCUUGCCCCGUGAGAGGCAUAGGGCAUCGAUAGCUUAGUAGUAGGUGAUCUGAUUACAUUGUGUAACGUUGCAGUAAAGGGACAGAUUUUUCAUGCGUAAUAUGUUGAAUGUAAGAUAUCGUUUUGUUGAUAAACAACAAAUUAAACAUGUCACCCUCUCAGCUCAA
Molecule: messenger RNA, 3987 nt
Organism: Orbicella faveolata
Lineage: Eukaryota; Metazoa; Cnidaria; Anthozoa; Scleractinia; Merulinidae
Product: ubiquitin carboxyl-terminal hydrolase 38-like
Biological process (GO): protein deubiquitination
Cellular component (GO): nucleus; cytosol
Molecular function (GO): cysteine-type deubiquitinase activity
Source: RefSeq, a predicted model, not a curated record